UCAGAACUGCGGACAGUGCGACACAGGACCUGAACCAAGAUGGCUUCCAGAAAAAUUGUUCUAUUAGCUUUCGUGUGCCUGAUAGCGGGGGCAUUAUCUGCGCCUGCACAGGAAAAAGAUCUCAUCUCCUCUGAGAAGGAAGAUCUCCAGACCGCAGCCUCACACUGGGGUGGACAUUACGGUGGUUACGGCGGUUGGGGUGGUUACGGAUAUUAUCCGCACUACGGCUACGGGUGGGGAUAUCCGAGCUAUGGAUGGUAUGGAGGCUGGCCCUAUGGUGGAUAUUACGGCCACGGUUAUUGGUGGUAAUUGUCAAUGAAGAAUGUAUUAAGAGGCUGAUUUAAGAUUUCCAAAGACAUUUAAAGGUUAAACAAAACAUUGUGUUAUUUGAGUUUUAGUAUAGUAUAUUAUUUAAGAAUGCAUAGUUAAUUUU
Molecule: messenger RNA, 433 nt
Organism: Vanessa atalanta (red admiral)
Lineage: Eukaryota; Metazoa; Arthropoda; Insecta; Lepidoptera; Nymphalidae
Product: shematrin-like protein 1
Exons: 2
Coding region: 40-309 (89 amino acids)
Source: RefSeq, a predicted model, not a curated record